Messenger RNA from Selaginella moellendorffii, 3019 nucleotides. RefSeq names its product kinesin-like protein KIN-13A. Lineage: Eukaryota; Viridiplantae; Streptophyta; Lycopodiopsida; Selaginellales; Selaginellaceae. Gene Ontology annotation, biological process: microtubule-based movement. Bases 182 to 2722 code for a protein of 846 amino acids. The transcript is spliced from 13 exons. The record is from RefSeq and is a predicted model, not a curated record. Gene Ontology annotation, molecular function: ATP binding; microtubule motor activity; microtubule binding.
AAGUUUUUGCCCCCAUCGCCAGUAGAUCCCAGUUACAACGCCGGACCUAAUCCCCUCUCAAGUGUGGGUGUUUUUCCCCUCUCCACUCUCUCCCUCUCCCUCUCUCUCGCCCUACGCGCCUGUGGUAGCGCGCUCGUCCAGCGCCGGGAUCGCCGUGCAAUGGAUCGCGGCGGCCGCUCCAAUGCGAGGCAGGAUCGAUCCAGUUGAGCGGCAUUUCGCGCGUGGAUCGAUCCAGUCCAGGGAAUGUGCAAUGGUAGGGCAAGUCCAGCAGAUCAGCGGCUCCGGGACAGCGGCAUCGGCGUCUCACAACAUCCAUGGCCAUGGCGAUCCACAGCAGCAGCAGGGAUUAGGGUAUGGUGGGGGCGGAGCGGCGGUGGCGGCGGCGAAUGCUGGCAGCGGCGGUAAUGGCACGGGAGAUGCGGUCAUGGCGCGGUGGCUACAGUCGGCGGGGCUCCAGCAUCUGGCAGCGCCGCUGGCGGCGGCGGCGCUAGAUCAUCGCCUCCUCCCAUCUCUGCUCAUGCAGGACUACGCUAGGUAUGGAGUUCAGUCUCUGGAGGAUAAGCAGAAGCUCUUCAGGCUGAUAAAAACCAUUAGCAGUGGCCCAGAUCAUGUCUCAGAACCAUCAACACCACCUCAAUAUGUCCGUUCUGCCAGCCAGAUUGGCAUGGACAGCAUCUUGUCACCGGAACUUAGGGGUGACUUUGGGGCGGGGAUUUUGGAUAUUCAUGCCAUGGAUGACUCGGAGCUUUUAUCUGAGGCUGGAGUUGCUGAACCAUUUGAGCCAUCGCCUUCAUUCGUUCCCGUUAUCGAAAGAGGCUUUGAGGCCGAUCCUGAUAUUGGAGGUGGCUCUAGGCUACCAAGUAGCAGACUCAAGAGUCGAACCGAUGAGAGUCCUCUAAGAUCUACCUCCAAUGAAAAAGACCGAGCAGUGGGAAAGGAUAAUGGACUAGCAAGAAUAAAAGUUGUGGUUCGUAAACGACCUAUCAACAAGAAGGAGCUUGGGAGAAAGGAAGAAGACAUCAUCACCAUUGAAGAUUCUGGAUGUUCAGUGAUGGUUCAUGAACCAAAGCUGAAGGUAGAUUUAACAGCAUACGUUGAAAGGCACGAGUUUGUUUUUGAUGCUGUUCUGGAUGAUCACGUCACCAAUGAUGAGGUAUACCGUGUCACAGUUGAGCCCAUCGUGCCUACAAUCUUCCAGCGUACCAAGGCUACGUGCUUCGCGUACGGUCAAACAGGAAGUGGAAAAACAUACACUAUGCAGCCAUUGCCCCUCCGCGCUUCCAAAGACAUGUUGGACAUUAUUCAGCACCCAGCAAACCGAGGUCAGCAAUUGCAGCUAUGGUUGAGUUUCUUUGAGAUUUACGGGGGAAAGCUCUACGAUUUACUGAAUGAUAGAAGGAAGCUAUGUAUGAGAGAAGACGGCCGUCAGCAAGUGUGUAUUGUGGGCUUGAAGGAGUUCCAGGUCUCAGACGUGCAAAUCGUAAGGGACUAUAUAGACAGGGGUAAUUCAGCUCGAAGCACUGGUUCUACUGGUGCAAAUGAGGAAUCUUCCAGAUCACAUGCUAUCCUUCAGCUUGUGGUAAAGAAGGCUCAAGAUCGAGUUGGUCGGAUCAUUGGAAAAAUGUCUUUCAUUGAUCUCGCAGGCAGUGAACGUGGUGCUGAUACCACUGAUAACGACCGUCAAACAAGGAUGGAAGGAGCUGAAAUCAAUAAAAGCUUGCUUGCUCUGAAGGAGUGUAUUCGCGCACUUGAUAAUGAUCAAGGACACAUCCCCUUCCGGGGUAGCAAGUUGACUGAAGUGCUGCGGGAUUCGUUCGUUGGAGAUUCGCGAACAGUGAUGAUAUCAUGCAUUUCUCCAAAUACUGGCUCUUGCGAGCAUACGCUCAACACUCUGAGAUAUGCUGACAGGGUAAAGGGGCUGUCGAAAAACAGUAAUGCUAAAAGAGACCCAGUUGCUACGCGGGAAAUAACAUCCUCUCCUCCUCUGUCAUCACCCUUGCAGUCGCUCCCUCAGCUAUCGGAAGACUCCAGAAGCUUAGAAAACGGGAAGCGCUCUCUCGAACAAUUCGGAUGGCCAAAUGAACCAGAGAUGACCUCUGCAUUCUCUGGAGAUUCGUCAAAUAAUGGAGCUAGAGAUGAUGGACGAUUGCUCUCAGCGUCCAGCGAAAGAGAGCGGCAGAGCUUCAGGGACACAAACGGCCAGUAUGAUUAUCCUGGAGCGACAGACAACGACCAGGACCGGCCUCAAAUUGUUCUUCCGUCACGCAGAAGAACGGUCCGGGACGAAAAGGUGGACAGAUACCCAAGUUUCAGUUCCAAGGACGAACCGAGUGACUUGCAAUACGGAAAUCCCAAGCGGGCAAACUACAAGGACGAGGUGGCCCCAGCUCCUCUGGCUGCGAGGGGAAAAGAGUUACGUGACACGGAUAUGGUGCAGAUGGGCUACGAUGGACAGAUAAAUGCCAUCCUUGAGGAGGAAGAAGAAGUCAUCUCCGCUCACCGCAAGGAAGUGGAGGACACUAUGGAGAUUGUUCGAGAGGAGAUGAGACUCUUGGCGGAAGUUGAUCAGCCCGGGAGUAGAAUAGAUCGUUACGUAUCCCAGCUCAAUUACCUCCUGUCACGCAAGGCGGCAGGCAUCGUGAACCUCCAGGCCCGGCUCGCGAGAUUCCAGCGCCAUCUAAAGGAGCAGGAGAUCCUCAGUCGUACCGGCGCGCUUCGAUGAGCGGAAAACUCUCUGCCUCUAUACGGGCGGAAGUUUUCAGCUUGAAAACACGAGCACAGGCGAUUGUUCCAGUCGAGAGGCAGGCGGUUUAUGUGCGGCUGGUCCGGUAAUUUGUUUGUGAUACCAUCCAUUUAUAUGAGACACCGUUUGCAAUUGAUAAUGUUGCGAAAGAGAGCCUCUUUCCUCGAUCGAAUCAUUCAGUGAUCACAAAGAGAGAUUAGAUUACUAAAAGCUUUCCGGCGUGAUUAGCUUAUCACCUUUAUCACUGAUAAGUUAAUGAAAAGUCAAUAUAGUCAA